Molecule: messenger RNA, 1476 nt
Organism: Sphenostylis stenocarpa
Lineage: Eukaryota; Viridiplantae; Streptophyta; Magnoliopsida; Fabales; Fabaceae
Source: the annotation of a GenBank genome assembly
AUGUCCCGAAAGCAUUUUCGUCUCCACCUUCACACUCCGUGGAAGAAGCACUAUCAGUUUCCACUUCCACGUAACGUGGUUACCCUCUCCGACGGAGUUCAACAACCCUCAGACGCCUCCAUAGCCAAACUAGUCCUCGAAUCAGACCCACUCACUCUCUACGAGGCCCUAUCCAGACCCACGGUCCAAUGGGCCCCCGAGCUCGUCAACAAGGUCUUGAAGCGCCUCUGGAACCACGGGCCCAAGGCCCUCCAAUUCUUCAAACAUUUGGACCGCCACCCUUCCUACAUCCACUCCUCCUCGUCGUUCGACCAUGCCAUCGACAUCACGGCCCGCAUGCGCGACUACAACGCCGCGUGGGCCUUAGUGGGCCGCAUGCGCUCCCUCCGCUGCGGCCCAACUCCCCGAACCUUUGCCAUCCUCGCCGAGCGGUACGCCGCGAACGGAAAACCCCACCGCGCCGUCAGAACCUUCCUCUCCAUGCACGAGCACGGUUGCCGCCAGGACCUCAACUCCUUCAACACCGUCCUCGACGUCCUCUGCAAAUCGAAGCGCGUGGAAAUGGCGCACACGUUGCUCAAAACGCUAAGAUCCAGAUUCAAACCCGAUUGCGUGAGCUACAACAUAAUCGCCAACGGUUAUUGCUUAAUCAAACGCACGCCGAUCGCAUUGAAGGUUCUGAAGGAAAUGGUGCAGCGAGGGAUAAACCCUACGAUGGUCACGUAUAACACGUUGCUGAAAGGGUAUUUUCGGAGUAAUCAGAUUAAGGAGGCUUGGGAGUUUUACUUGGAGAUGAAGAAGAGAAAGUGCGAGAUUGAUGUUGUGACUUACACGACUGUGAUUCACGGGUUUGGGGUAGCGGGUGAGGUUAAGAAAUCUCGUAGGGUUUUUGAUGAGAUGGUGAAGGAGGGUGUGGCACCUGGUGUUGCCACGUGUAAUGCGUUGAUUCAGGUCUUGUGUAAGAAGGAUAGUGUGGAGAAUGCGGUGGUGGUUUUUGAGGAGUUGGUGAGGAAGGGGUUGUGUGUGCCGAAUUUGGUUACUUACAACGUUGUUAUCAGAGGUUUGUGUCAUGUUGGUGACAUGGAGAGGGCGUUGGGGUUUAUGGUGAGAAUGGGGGAGCAUGGUUUGAGAGCUAGUGUUCAGACUUACAAUGUUGUGAUUAGGUACUUUUGUGAUGCUGGGGAGAUUGAGAAGGGUUUGGAGAUGUUUGGGAAGAUGAAGGAUGAGUCUUGCUUGCCCAAUUUGGAUACUUACAAUGUUCUGAUUAGUGCCAUGUUUGUGAGGAAGAAGUCGGAGGAUUUGGUGAUGGCUGGGAAGUUGUUGAUGGAGAUGGUUGAUAGAGGGUUCUUGCCGCGGAAGUUUGCUUUCAAUAGGGUGUUGAAUGGACUUGUUAUUACUGGGAAUCAGGAUUUUGCCAAGGAGAUUCUGAGAAUGCAGAGCAGGUGUGGUCGUGUUGUUCGGCGUUUGAAAUUGUGA